Messenger RNA from Penicillium pulvis, 2175 nucleotides. RefSeq lists its product as uncharacterized. The coding region runs from base 1 to 2175 and encodes 724 amino acids. Gene Ontology annotation, molecular function: zinc ion binding; DNA binding. The transcript has 6 exons. Gene Ontology annotation, biological process: DNA-templated transcription. The record is from RefSeq and is a predicted model, not a curated record. NCBI's taxonomy places the organism in Eukaryota, Fungi, Ascomycota, Eurotiomycetes, Eurotiales, Aspergillaceae.
AUGACGAGUUCAUUUGAAGUCUCUGCGUUGACAGCAACUCCAGAGUCCGACCAUUCAGGAUUCAGCGCCCCUCCGCCUGCCUACACUGGAAGCAUUCAUGAUAGAUACGAUCCAUCUCUUACUACUCGACCGGAAAUGACACUAGAUAACUUUCUCCCGGCAGACCCGGAGCCAGUGCAUUCUUAUGCAACUCUUAAUCAGUUCCCUGCUUUCUUUGAACAAGUCAUGCUCCCUACCCUAGGAACGGAUAACGGGCUUCAAGGGACCCAGCAACCCCGCGCCUUUGACUUUAUGCAAGAUAUCGACUUUACUUUAUCAGAGAAUGAUGUUUUCGGCACCAAUUUCAUCCCUGAUCUAGACAAGAUUUUAGACAUGGCUGGGCCUUUUUCCGAUGUGGACAAACAGCAGUCAUCACUCGAUGAUGUAGAAUCCGCAAGCCAGCGUGCUGCGGCUUUUCAAAAAUCUCUCUGGCUAUGGAUACCGGAGAAGAAUCAGCACGGGUUUAGUGAAGAGCGAAGGAUCCCGCUACGCGAUAGCGACAGUAUCCCAUCGACACACCAGACCCGCCUUGAUGCGCUUAAAAUCCCCGGUAGGCUUUCAAAUCAAGCACGAGACGAGAUAUUCAAAUUGGUACUGCGAACUGCUGGCUCUCGGCUUUCUGUUUCCGCUUUCCCAUCGUCCGAAUACCUUGACACUCUCAUUAAGGUUGGAAUUGGGAAAAGAGUUGAGACGGACGCAUGGAUUCAUCUAUACACAUUUUUUGACCAGCAAUAUCAACAGCUGCGCCCAGAACUUUUAACUGCGCUGGUAGCAGCAGGGUGUGUUUGCUGCGGUGUGCCCUCGAUCAGCAAAACGGGGAUUAUUCUUCAAGAGAUCACUAGGGUCGGCCUGGCGCAGUUAGUUGAAGAGGAUAACAGCGUUCUACGUGAUCUUCAGUAUUUGCAGGCAUCCAUGUUAUGGUUGGAUAUCGGGAUCUCAUGUGGAUAUACACGCAAAAUGCAAAUUGCUGAGAGCUAUUUACAGCCACUCUGCACGGCUCUUCGGCGUGCGGCUGCUUUUGACAGAUCAACAUACUCUUUGAUUACGCCUUAUUCUCAUGGCGACGACGAGGCAUCCUUACAGCGCGCGUGGCAUGGUUGGGUGCGCCAAGAGUCACUCAAGAGACUUGUUUAUCAUAUUUUCGGUCACGAUGUCGAAGUUGCUCUAUCCAUGAACCGACCUGUGAUUACAUCGUACACGGAAUUUACAUUACCCCUUCCUGCCGCCCGAGAUCUAUGGCUAGCCCCAACUGCUGCUGCAUGGAGAGACAUAUGGAGAAAUCACUAUAGAUCCACUGGCUUCUCCGAAUUUAAUCUAUGCGACCUCCUCUCGGAUCCAUCUCUUCUUCAUCACAUUGCAUCCGAACUUGAUUGCGGCAUCGCAAAAUCGGCCCUCCUGCAGGGGCUUGCACUUCAAGUAUGGGAGUUCUGCCAGCAAAAGCGUUUAUCGGGAUCUCGCGCCAGCACUCUGUUAUGGCUGCAAAGUAGACAAGAAGACCUUUACGCGACCCUCAAAUCAAUACAGGAGGACUCACCAGAUUCGCCACCAGUGACUGUCUUAAUGAAUGAGUUUGCCUUGAUGUACCUCCAUAUCGACAUUGACGCGAUCCAGCGAUUUGUCGGCAAAAUGGGGGAGCAGGAAGCUCGCCGUGCAUACCCCGGCCUACGGGAGUGGAGCCGCACCAAGGGGGCUCGUGUCGCUAUCUGGCAUGCGGGUCAAGUUCUCCGAGCUGCGCGUACGGUGUUGGCUUGGCAACUUCGUGGAUUUGACUCUCUGUCCAUCUAUCAUGCUUCCUUGGUCCUUUGGGUCUACGGAUUAUUGCAGUGUGGGGAGAAAGGAAUGGAAGCACACACUCCUAUGAGUGAGACUGAUACGACACCAAAUAUUGCUCUGGACGGAAGAGAGGACCAUUUGACUAGAGCUUUCCUGAGUCGAGGCAUAGGUCGGCCUGGGUUGACAAUGCAUCAAGAUCGUGGUUCGCAUGCUUUUUGUGAGUUAAGUCGGCCUCGAUCUGUGAUGGCUAUUGCGCGCCAAGUGUUUGAAGGAAACUGCCCUCUUCCUUUACCAGACGAUAUUUUGCCGCCCAUGAUCCAGAAUCUUUGUUCGCUUAUUGAGGACUUGGGGAAUCUCCCAUAA